Bipolaris maydis ATCC 48331 is the source of this 894-nucleotide messenger RNA. Its product is annotated as heterokaryon incompatibility protein-domain-containing protein. Lineage: Eukaryota; Fungi; Ascomycota; Dothideomycetes; Pleosporales; Pleosporaceae. The record is from RefSeq and is a predicted model, not a curated record.
AUGCGACUAAUCAACACCAGUACCUACAACUUUGAGGAGUUUAUCGGUCGUGACAUUCCUCCAUAUGCUAUACUGUCUCACACAUGGGAAACCGAAGAAAUUACUUAUCAAGACUACGCCAAUCAUGCUUGCAAACACUCCAAAGGCUUUGCAAAGGUUAUAAAGACACUUGAGAUAGCUGAAGCGAGUGGCAUCAGAUAUGCGUGGGUAGAUACGUGCUGCAUAGACAAGAGAAGUAGCGCGGAGCUCACUGAAGCCAUCAACUCCAUGUACUCCUGGUACCAGCGCAGCGAAAUCUGCUACGCCUUCUUAUCCGAUCUCGAGGCUGAUGCAGAUCUUCAGGCAGACCUACCACAUUGCCGUUGGUUUACUCGUGGUUGGACACUACAGGAGUUUAUUGCCCCUCGCACUGUAUAUUUCUAUGAUUGCGAUUGGCAAUAUAGGGGAUCAAAAGAAAGUCUAUCCACUAUGUUAUGCCGGAUCUCGGGCAUAGAAGAGGAUAUCCUCCUACAUCAGCGCUCACUCCAUUCAAUUUGCGUGGCCCAAAAGAUGUCAUGGGCCUCUUCUCGACAGACAACACGUAUUGAAGAUGCGGCCUAUUCACUACUCGGCUUAUUUGGCGUCAAUAUGCCAUUGCUCUAUGGUGAAGAAGAGCGUGCUUUCCUCAGAUUGCAAGAGGAGAUCAUCAAGUCGUCCUCUGAUCUCAGCAUACUCGCAUGGACGGAUUCUACAAACCAAGCUAUUAGAGAACAUAGCUCAGAACUACACUGUGGCGUCCUGGCAAAAAGCCCUGCUCAAUUCUCCAUGGCUGGGUCGAUAUGCGGCUCACUGGGCGCCGACUUCGUAGGCGAGUCGUCAGUCACAAAUCAAGGUAUAAGAUUAAAUAUUUCGCUU